AUGACGAGCACUUCUUCCCACAGUAGAGAUAAGCUGUACAUACACCGCCACCCUUCCGCAGCACUUGGGUGUAUGAUCGCAACCUUUUUGAAAGAAGAGUGGAUGUGUCUUUGCGAUACUCUUUCCAUCCUCACUACCACCGACAUUAGAAUCUUGGGAAGAGAUAUCAGUAAGAUGUCCGAGAACACAGCAUACACCACAGCUCCAAAAGCUUCAGCACUUGUGACGACCAUCGUAGCUGAAGCUACCGGGUUUGCGGCUUUCACCGAGAGCUAUGGUCAACAACCAGCAUCGCAACCAACUAAGCAGGAACAUGUCGACUUGGAAGCAACGGAACAGCUUGCUUCUGCAACCUCUGCAUUACGGCUCAAUGGCGACCAGGCAAGAACGGAAGAGUCCGCAGCACCCGAAGAAGAUAGUGUAGGAAAAGAGGGUAGGAAAGAAGAGCCAGAACCAAGAACACAGAAGAAACUCGGAACGCAAUCUGAUAUAGAGAUCCCCGCCGGGCUAGGAACAACCGUUUCUGCAGAUAACAAUGUUCAAGCGGCCCUGGCGAAGGAGCGUGGUCAAACACUAUCGCCUCUUUCGCAAGGUGAUGCACAAGAGAGGGAUGAGGACCAGGAUUCUGAGCCGGCUCGCCCACCACAGCCUCAACAAGAGAAUCUCACAGGAUCCACCAUCCAAACAUGCGCAGGAAUCGGCACCACCACUUCUCCAGACGACGACAAUCAAGCAGCCAUUGCUAAAGAGAGGUCGAACCGAGGCCAAGCGCCAUCAACAACCAAAUCUGGCACCGUUGACUCCGAUUCGACCUCAAAAGGACAAGGAAACCCCGGGUGGCAGCAAGGAUCAGGCAUCCCAACAGCAGCAGGUGACGGAACCACCCUAUCUCCCGACGAUGAUGUACAAGCAGCAACCAAGAACAAACACUCUUCAGCCACUACAAACUCGACUUCAUCAUCAUCUAACAGCGAGAACUGUAGCGAAAGCAGCGGCGAUACACCAGCAACAGAACAUAGCGCUACCAACCAUGAGCCAUCCUCGGACGGCAGAGUAGGGUGGAAGGACAAAUUGAAAGGUCAAGCAAAGAUUGUUGCGGGUAAGAUAAGUAGGAACGAGGAGAAAGUUGAGUUGGGGAGGGAGAUCAAAGCUGGUCAUCACUAG
Molecule: messenger RNA, 1164 nt
Organism: Ustilago hordei
Lineage: Eukaryota; Fungi; Basidiomycota; Ustilaginomycetes; Ustilaginales; Ustilaginaceae
Exons: 1
Coding region: 1-1164 (387 amino acids)
Source: RefSeq, a predicted model, not a curated record